Melanotaenia boesemani (Boeseman's rainbowfish) is the source of this 5043-nucleotide messenger RNA. RefSeq names its product nectin cell adhesion molecule 3a (gene nectin3a). Gene Ontology annotation, cellular component: adherens junction; apical junction complex. The coding region runs from base 124 to 1776 and encodes 550 amino acids. The record is from RefSeq and is a predicted model, not a curated record. The transcript is spliced from 6 exons. Gene Ontology annotation, biological process: homophilic cell-cell adhesion; heterophilic cell-cell adhesion. Lineage: Eukaryota; Metazoa; Chordata; Actinopteri; Atheriniformes; Melanotaeniidae.
GGUCCAGCCCACGCGGCUCGGUCGCUAUGGAGAGAAGCUUCCAGGGAGCGCGAGCCAGCCAGAAAAAGCAGGGACGAGCGAGGAGGACGGAUCCGAGAGUGCCGUAGAGCACAAACACGAGUCAUGGAGAAAAGAUCAACAAACCGGAGGACUUUACCUAAUGGCGGAAUGCGACUUUUGACUUCUCUUCUCAUCCUUUACGGACUUACCGGUGUCAGCAGUAACCAGGUGGUUGUUUCUGAGAAAGUGAAUGCAGUGCUGGGGAAGAGAAUCACACUUAGCUGCAGAAUAGAAGUGGGCUCCAACCUCAGUCUCACACAGAGCUCCUGGGAACGUCAUCUUCCUUCAGGCACUAUUACCUUGGCAGUGUUUAAUCCUGAGUACGGGACCUCAUAUUCUUCAGAUUAUGGCAAACGCAUCUCAUUUGUUUCCCCUUCAAUACAAGAUGCCACCAUUACCCUUGACGGAGUUGGAUUUGCAGAUAUCGGGACUUACACCUGCAAAGUGGCAACAUUUCCUCUGGGCAACACUCAAGCAUCAACUUUUGUCAAUGUAUUAGUGGAGCCUAAGGUGUACGUGUCGGCGGGCUCAACAGCUCUGCUGGAUGGCGCCAACGAGUCGCUAGUGGCCACCUGCAUAGCAGAGCGUGGACGCCCCGCCGCUGAGGUUUUCUGGGAGACUGAGCUUUACGGGCGAUCUGAGCGGCAGAGCCAAGAUGAGCCCAACAGCACCACGUCCGUACAUGUGCACUACAUGUGGAAGCCUCAGAGCUACGCCCAGGGGAGGACGCUCACCUGUGUGGUGCGCCACCCGGCCCUUCAGACAGAGUUCAGAAUACCCUACACGCUUAACGUUCAGUUUGCACCGGUUGUAACAAUUGAAGGAACUGACAAAAACUGGUAUGUGGGUCAGGCGAAUGUGAAAUUCACCUGCGGAGCCAAAGCCAACCCGCCCGCCCGUCACUUCACGUGGAUCAGGUUGGAUGGAUUGAUGCCCGAGGGUGUUGAGAUCUCCAACAAUAGCCUUGCUUUCCGUCGCUCACUGGAACGCAAUGAUUCUGCAAUCUAUCGUUGCGAAGUGAUGAAUGACAUUGGUCUCCGGAGUCAGGAUGUAAACUUCUGGGUACAAGAUCCUCCCCCCACCACUGCAGCCCCCAGCACCACUGCUUCAUUCCUCCACGACACAUCCGGAACUGUGGACCAGCGGAGAGCCCUCUUCACCUCCCCCACCCUGGCCUCCAUCCCUGACAGCAGUCUGGGUACUAUAGUUGGCGGGGCAGUGGGUGGAGUUCUGUUCCUGAUUCUCUUGCUGAUCCUUGGGGGGUGUUGUUUUAUGCGCCAGCGCCGAACCUUCAGAGGAGACUAUUACACCAAACAGUACCUGGGGCCCUCCGACAUGCAGAAGGAAUCUCAGCUGGAUGUGUUGCAGCCGCAUGAGCUGCAGGAGGUCUACGGGGACAAAAUGAAUAAAGGCAGCCAGGAGCUGAAACCCAAACUAGGUGGGGAUAUUAUUUACCCUGACUACACCCCAGAGCAGAAAGACAGAGACGACUGGGCCGAUAGGGGGGACGCCAAUAGGAGCUUCAAGGAGGGACAUUACUACCCGGAUCACUACAACACCCAAAACAUGCACCCAUGUGGGCCCCCUGUGCACAGUCCCAUUGUGAACAACGGCUCCCCCUACCUCCCGGAGGACUGUUAUGAUAAUGGCACAGACAGCGACUAUGUGUCUCACAUGGACGGAUCUGUGAUUUCACGCAGGGAGUGGUAUGUUUGAGGAAAGAUGCAGAUACAAAAAAAAUGGACAACUGACUGAGAAUAAAUCAACAAGUGACAGAUAUUUCAGUAAAGGAUGUGUUGUGAGUUUAAAAUAAGGCAUAAAUGAAAUUUCUCAGCUCAGUUUGAGCUCUUUGAGCAAUUCUGCUCUGCCUUGAUUGUAACCACUUAACCUUAAGGAUGUGUUUGUGGACUAUAUUAGACCUUUGUAGCUUUUCGAACAGCUACAAAUGAGCUGGAACGCCUCAGUGAUGUUAUUAUGUUUGCUUUGGCAUACAGACUUGUUUUGACUGAUGUGAAUGAGGUUUUGUUUUGUUUUUUUUUCUGCUUGUUUGUGUUUGCACCUGUCUUUUCGCAGGUCACAGGUCAGGUGUUCAGACUCAUUAGUAAAGUAUUUAUACUCCUGACUGACUGAGCUCUGCUCCCAUAAAACCUCACAAAUUCUGUGGCAUUUGGGAAAUGGUCUCUGGACUGGUUAGAGCAUUUUCACACAAACGUUCAUCAUGGCUGCAACCAGUAUUUAAAGCAAAGGAUAUUGCAUGCUUUCUGAAUGCAAAAGUAUUAGGUGAAAGGGAAAGUCACAAGAUUAAAAGGGAGAAAGGCACCGACAUUGUACCAAGGGAAAAGCAAGCUGAUUGAUGGGAGUUCAUUACAUAAAAACACUGCCUUGUUUAAACUUUUUUGUGCAUUUUUUCUGUGGUAUUUCUUGUCCAUCAGUCAUGAAGUGGCAAACGAGCCACCUGAGCAAAGUCCCUGCUUUACUCUCAGCUUUACUAAUACCUAUAUUUUACACGCAUCUAUGUUCCUUAAUUGUUUAUCCAAGAUGUUGACAGCAGUGGUUACCCAGGCUGCAGUAAGUGAGCUUUCAACCCGAGGCAUUUAUUUAUUUAUAAAACAUUUAGUAAUCAAUGCACAAAGCGCACAAUCUCAGGUUGCUUUUAUAUAGUUAAAAAAUGUAACCAUGAUCUGAUUUAAUACACAUUUCCCACACGGGUACUUGUUAAUUAGUUACCUGCUAAAAGCACGCUGCUUGCAGCUCUUCAUCAGUGCAUAAACAGAAAGUGAUGGGCAUCUGGGAAAAAAGCAGUGACCACUGUUUUUACCCAAUCUCAGAAUUGUGAAGUUAUUUUUACUCAAUUUCCAUUUUGUCUUUUGGCUCUCAUAUUGAUUUCUGUAGUUGAGAAGCUUUCCUUGCAAGAUUCAAGAUUCUCCAUGAUCAUUUAAAGGUGUUUUAACUAACUGAAGAUGAGUAGCUAUGUCCACACUGUGUUUGGGAGUCCACUAUCCUUUAAAAAAAACAAAAGGUUAAGUAGCUGGUGAUGUGGAGCAUGUUUAAAGUCCCACCCUUUUGCUGAACAGUUGCAGUCAGUGCUAACCUCUGCCACAUGAUUUACAAGAUGAAUUCUUACAAUGCAAAUAAAACAUUGAUGUGGUGUAAAGAAGUGACUGUUGAAAUUAAGUUUGAUUACAAGCAGAACUCUGGCACCUCAAAUAAAAACUGCUACACAGAUACAUGUAUGUCUGCCGAAGGGAAAGUCCUGACCUCAGACAGAGUAAAACUGAGGUUUGAUAAUAAAAUAAGCCAGAUAUACCAUUAUCCUUUUCAAAAUGUGUCGAUCCAGUCACAUUUGUGCAAUUAGAAGCACAGUUCUGUUAUUACCGUUGUCAGUAAACAUCAAAAGGAGCCAGCAAGGCUUUGGCCUUCUUCACAUAGCCAUGAUAACAGGCUGCAUUGCUGUCUUUUCCAUUUUCCUCUCCCUGGUGUUCUUCAAUUUCUCUCUGAGAGACCAACAGCAGUUGGUCUUUAUAGGUUUUUAUAACAAGAUCAAAGUAAUGACUUAUAAAUACCAGAUGUGACUAUAGCAGCUGUCAUCAUCUGAUAUUAUGCGGCUUCAUAAACCACCAACAGUUUCACUGCAACCGUUUCGAUGCUGCACUGUCAUUUGUGAUUGUAAACAAACAACAAACAAAGAACAGGGCAACAACUAACUGAUCCUUCAGUUUUAGUUUGAUGUAUGAUCUUUCAUUUUGCUGGAAACACUGUGAGCAGCUGAUGUCACCCCUGAACAGGCUAUAAUGUUGGGGUUUGGCUCCUCUCAGGAUAUCCAGCAAUCAUGGAAACAAGAAAUCUAAUCCAUGAGUGAAGAAAAUCUGAACCGCGUGGUUCAAAGCUAUGUAAAGACUCCCCAAGGCAUAUCUAUGUAUGUAGUUUUUCCCCUUUUCCUCCAAACAACAAAUCCAGUGAAAUUAAGUUGAAACAAAAGAGGUGACAUCAUCAGUGAUCUCAUCUCUUCCUGCUUGAUUUGACCUCACACUUUUCCACUUCGUGCUCUGUUUUCUUUCCUCAGGAAUGAUACAUGGAUCAAAGUGGCCUUUGCUAAGUCUCGUGUGAAAGGGAAAACAUACCCAUUUUUUGGAAGAGUCCCCCUUUUUAGUCUGUGAGGGCGUUUGUUGCCAGAAAAAAUAUCUUCUGUGUAUUACAAUCGGAUCAUUGCAGGAGGUUGGCUACUCUUUGAUGUCUUCUUUCUUAUUGGGGGUUUUAUAGAUUUUGGGUGCACUUCUCCACCCUCAUUUUCUCAUGCCAUGGCUUUAGUCAAAGGUUUAGAUGUCUUAGAAUAACCUGCUUUAAUCUCUUUAACUCACCCUCAUUGCCACACGCAUACACACUCGGUCGCCACACAUCUGCUACUGCAUCCCGCGUUCAAAGAGCAGUCUUCACCUCAAACCUUCAGCUUUUUAAUCAACUUUUAUAUCCUUCCUCAUUACACUCUGUGCUCAGACUGUGUGAUAUAUGACACUUCACGUCUGUAUGCACAUUAUUCUUUAGGUUUACUAAUAGUUGACAACUUCAUUUUCUCAUUUUGUAAAGUUACUCCAUGCAAACUGCCUCUUCUGCUUUAAAAAAAAAAAAAAAAAAAAAGAUUAUCAGCCCCAUCUUCAUUUUAAAAGACUGACUAAAGCAAAAUGAGCUAAAGUGAUUCAUUAUUUUGGACAGUUCUUUGUCCUUUCUGAUUGUUCCUUACCAGCUGGUUGCAUGUAAAGUUUGCUGUCAACAGUUUUCAUUAUUUUCCAUCACUGAUGUUUAUAUAUGUGUACAUAUGGAUGGGAUUAGUCUGGGAUUAGCUUUUCUAUUGGUUGUUUGUGUACAGUUUGUUCUGGUUUCCCCUACUGAAUAGCUGGUGCCUUAAAUGGGCUGAGCAAUGCACAGAAACUUUAAAAGCUGACACAUACUGAAAGCAUUGAUGUAAAAGAUACUGAUAUCAUUUUU